AUGGCAAAAAAGACCUAUGAUCUGUUAUUUAAAUUAUUGUUAAUUGGUGAUUCUGGAGUUGGAAAAACGUGUAUACUAUUUAGAUUUUCAGAUAACCACUUUACAACAACGUUUAUUUCAACAAUUGGUAUAGAUUUUAAGAUUAAGACUGUUGAAUUACGAGGAAAGAAAAUCAAACUGCAGAUCUGGGAUACGGCAGGUCAGGAACGAUUCCACACCAUCACUACAUCAUACUACCGGGGAGCCAUGGGGAUCAUGCUGGUGUAUGAUAUAACAAAUGAAAAGACUUUUGAUGAUAUCGUGAAGUGGUUAAGAAAUAUAGACGAGCAUGCUAAUGAGGAUGUGGAGAAGAUGAUUCUGGGCAACAAGUGUGACAUGGAGGACAAGAGAGUGGUCAGCAAGGAGAGGGGAGAAGCUAUCGCCCGCGAGCACGGCAUCCGCUUCAUGGAGACGUCGGCCAAGUCCAACACCAACAUCGAGCUGGCCUUCUCCGAGCUGGCGGAGGCGAUCCUGGACAAGAGCGCGGGGCGCGAGGCGGACGCGGACCUGGCGCGCAUCGCGGUGGAGCGCCGCCCGUCCCGCGCGCCCCCCGCCCGCGCCGCGCCCGCCUGCUGCUCCUAG
This is a messenger RNA of Danaus chrysippus (African queen), 621 nucleotides long. Lineage: Eukaryota; Metazoa; Arthropoda; Insecta; Lepidoptera; Nymphalidae. The record is from the annotation of a GenBank genome assembly.